AUGUCUGCUAAGUACAACCUAUCUGCGGGAUCCCUAGAGAUCAUAAUGCAAGGGGGCAAAUACCCCAAUCCCAUAAUGCAGAUUUUGGCGAGCAAGAGGAUCAACGCUGGCGCUGCCGACAAAGAACGAUACCGUGUGGUGCUCUCUGACAGCAAAAACACCAUAUCCUUUGCAAUGCUCACCACACAGGUUAGAGAUCAAGUGGGUCCUGAUGUGCUUGAAAUGUAUUCAGUGAUUCAAAUCGACAAGUAUAUCACCAGUGUCAUCGACAACAAAGCUAAAGGAGUAGGAGAUGCUCGAGUUCUAUUGAUUCUGGAACUGAAGCUGAUUGCUUCUGGAGCAGAAGUUGGAGAGAAAAUUGGUUCUCCAGUACAGUUAACUAAUGAUUCAUCAAGUUCAGCUCCCAAAACAAAUGUUAGCAAUACCAAUACCAAUGGUACCAGUACAAAUUCUAGUGUUGUGUAUAACAAGCCUGCAACUAGUAACAAUCCAACACCACCUAUGGAUACAAGUGAAAAUCUUUCCAAUCAGAUGACACAUCCCAUUUCAAGUCUAAGUCCUUAUCAUAACAAGUGGGUUAUUAAAGCUAGAGUCACAAACAAAUCUUCUAUUCGAACUUGGUCCAAUUCCAGAGGAGAAGGAAAAUUGUUCAGUCUUGAUUUGUGUGAUGAAAGUGGUGAAAUUAGGCUCACAGGUUUCAAAGACAUGGUUGACAAGUUUUAUGAUUAUGUUCAGGUUGAUAAAGUUUAUUUCAUUAGUAAAUGCCAACUGAAAUCUGCCAAUAAACAAUACAGCACACUCAAAAAUGACUAUGAAAUGACCAUGACUCCUGAAACUAUCAUACAAGAGUGUCAUGAUGUAGACAGUUCUGCCAUACCACAGACCAAAUAUGAUUUUGUUACCAUUGAUAAAAUUGCCAAUACAGAACCAAAUACCAUAGUAGAUAUUAUUGGUGUUGUGAAAAGUGUCAGUGACUUGCAAACAUUUCAAGCAAAAAGCACUGGUAGAGAGUUGAAAAAAAAAGAUGUUACUUUGGUUGAUCAGUCCAAAACGGCGGUGGCUUUGACCCUUUGGGGUUCAGAAGCAGAAAGCUUUGAUGGCACCAACAACCCAGUUUUGGUAAUCAAGGGAGCUCGUGUUACUGAGUUCGGCGGUGGCAAAUCUCUUUCCACGGUAUCCAGCUCAAACAUCAAAGUAAAUCCCGAGAUGAAGGAGUGCUACCGCAUCCGUGGUUGGUACGACGGCGAAGGGGCGAAUAUGGAUGCGACAAAUAUCAGCGCUCGGUCUGGCGCUGGCGGCUUCAACACCCCGUGGAUGAGCUUCAAGGAGGUGCAGGAUCAGAAUCUCGGUAACGCGGAUAAAGGUGAUUACUAUCAAGUCAUGGGAACAAUUUUACUCAUCAGGUCCGAAAAUGCUAUGUACAAGGCUUGUCCCACUCCUGAAUGCAACAAAAAAGUCAUUGACUUGGAAAACGGCAUGUACAGAUGUGAAAAAUGCAACAGAGAAUUUCCCAACUUUAAAUAUCGCUUGCUGGCAAGUAUGAAUGUUGGGGAUUGGAGUGGAAACCAAUGGAUGAGUAUGUUCAGUUCAGAAGUGGAAAAAGUCCUGGGUCAAACUUCUCAGGAAAUUGGGGAGCAAGUUGAACAGAACUCUGAGGCAAUGGCAAAUAUUGUGGAUAAAUGCCAUUUCAGACAGUUCAUACUGAAAUGCAGAGCCAAAAUGGAAACAUACAAUGAUGAGUCUCGUUUAAAGACUGUUUGUAUCAAAGUGGACCCUAUUAAUUAUGAGGAAUACAAUAACCAUCUCAUUGAAAGGAUUCAACAGCUGAUUGCUUAA
Molecule: messenger RNA, 1836 nt
Organism: Phaedon cochleariae (mustard beetle)
Lineage: Eukaryota; Metazoa; Arthropoda; Insecta; Coleoptera; Chrysomelidae
Source: the annotation of a GenBank genome assembly